AUGGAAACAGAAUUAAGGCUCAUCGGAGACCAAAGCCAGGAAAAUGCAGAAACCUCUGAUGAUCAUGUCACUAGCAUCACGGAGGCAGACAGGCAAUGGCUAAAAUCAGUAGAAAAAAAGACUAAGCUAUUGCCAAAAUUGUUAAAAAAAUCCGCCGGCAAGAGCUCUUGCUGCAUCUUUAGAGUGCCUCAAAGCCUCGUCGAGAUUAACGAGAAGGCCUAUCAUCCCCAUAUUGUCUCCAUUGGUCCUUACCACUAUGGCAAAGUGCACCUCAAGAUGAUCGAAGAACACAAAUGGCGGUUUCUUGGCGGUAUUCUUGCUCGAACACAGCAACAUGGUAUUGGAAUCAACGACUUCUUCAAAGCCAUAGCACCGAUUGAGGAGAAGAUAAGAGAUUGUUACUCUGAGACUAUUGAAUGUAGCAGACAAGAAUUAAUUGAGAUGAUGGUGCUUGAUGGGUGUUUCAUUAUUGAGCUCUUCUGCAUCAUUGGAGGGAUAGUGCAAAGAGAUAUUGAUGACCCUAUAUUCAAUAUGACACUGAUGUUUUUCGUUAUCAUGCGUGAUCUUCUCAAGUUAGAGAACCAAAUUCCCUUCUUUGUUCUUGAAACUCUGUUCGAGACCUCAAUCUUAUCUUCAAGAAAACAAAAUGUUUCAUCCCUGACGGAACUUGCCUUGAAAUUCUUUGAUCAUGCUGCUGAAAGACCUCCUGAAGUCCUAAGAAGGUAUAAAGACAUUAGGGGGGAGCAUUUACUAGAUUUGUUUCGCUCGACUAUCAUCCCAGCUUCGUCCCAAGAAGUGCCUAGAAAGAUCAGUCCAUUCCUUCAAUUGAUUCAUUCUGCCAAGAAGCUUCAUCAAGCUGGAAUAAAGUUCAAGCCAAGGGAGACUGACAGCUUCUUGGACAUCGAAUUCAGCAAUGGAGUCCUUGAAAUCCCACUUUUAACAAUAGAUGAUUUCAUUACAUCUGUCAUCCUCAAUUGUGUUGCAUUUGAACAAUGCUAUAACCAUUGCUCAAACCACAUUACAAGUUAUGUUACCUUCAUGGGCUGCCUCAUCAACACCCCUAGUGAUGCGGGGUUCUUAUGUGAUUACAAAAUAGUUGAGAAUUCCUUCGGAGCCAACGAGGAAGUUGCUAGUUUCUUCAAUAAUAUUGGCAAGGAUGUUACUUUUGAUAUUCAGUGGAGUUACCUGUCAAAAGUGUUUGAGGAUGUCAACGAGCACUGCAGCAACAAAUGGCAAGUUAGAUGGGCAGAGUUCAAGCAUACUUAUUUUGACACCACAUGGUCCUUCAUAUCAGCUUUAGCUGCAGUUGUUCUACUCAUCCUCACUAUGAUACAGGCCUUCUUUGCUUUCUAUGGAUAUUUCCGUCCUCCUAAACAAUAAUUACAUUCUGCUGUUCUAUCUUGCAAAUUGUAUAAGCGGAAUGCACUGAGCGAUGAAAAACCGUUCUCCUUGCAACUCUUUGCUGUCUUACCAAAACCCUGUAGUCUGCAGUCCCAAGUAAUGAUAGUUUUCAUGAAGCUUA
This is a messenger RNA of Populus nigra (black poplar), 1522 nucleotides long. Its product is annotated as UPF0481 protein At3g47200-like. The record is from RefSeq and is a predicted model, not a curated record. Bases 1 to 1380 code for a protein of 459 amino acids. The transcript has a single exon. NCBI's taxonomy places the organism in Eukaryota, Viridiplantae, Streptophyta, Magnoliopsida, Malpighiales, Salicaceae.